CUAAAAAAUAACAAUGUCGAGCGAGGAUGAGAAACAAAAGGCUUUGGCCGCAAAACGCUUGAAAGAAUUAACUGUUUCGCGAAGUUCAAUUAAAGGACAAAUUACUAAAUUUAAAAUUUAUAUAAAUACGUUGAGUACAAAGGAGGAUAUUUCUAAUAUUGAAUUGGCUGAGCUAAGUCUUAAGCUUAGCAAGCUUGAGGGUUUGUCAUCCAAGUUCGACACAGUGCAGAAUGAGAUUGAGGUCCUGAAUGCUGACCAAUUAUCGACUGAGCUUGAUGAACGCGAGAUGAUUGAGCAAAAUAUUAUUACAAACAUUGCAAAAGCCAAAACAUUAAUUGAAAAAUUCAGUACGAUCGAAAUGGAACGACGCAAUUCGGGCGCUGUUCCUGUGCCUGCUCAAUGUACUCACGAUCAUCAGGAUCAAGGCUUUAAAUUGCCACAAAUACAAAUUUCCAAAUUCGAUGGUGCCUAUUUCCGCUGGCUUGAGUUUCGUGAUACAUUCGAAAAUCUUAUUCACAAAAAUGAACGUAUAAAGCCUAUACAUAAAUUUCACUACCUCAUAUCCUACUUGGAGGGGGAUGCGGCUAGAAUUAUUUCUAACUUAGAAGUGUCUUCUGCUAACUAUGAAGAAGCCUGGAAAUUACUGGGUGAUCGCUACAAUAAUAAAAGGUUGCUUGUUAACCACCAUUUAAGUUCACUGUUUAACAUACAAGCGCCCGCCCGUGAGUCCGAAAAGGCACUUCGUUUCUUAGUCGAUCAUGUCACUAAAAAUUUGAGAGCAUUGUCGAGUUUGGGACAGCCGACCGACAAGUGGGAUAUGCUUGUUAUAUUCAUGUUAACGUCUAAAUUAGACGGCCAAACUCUAAUAAAAUGGGAAGAGUACCGUAACACGCUCGAUGACGUUCCUACUUUAGAUCAAUUUCAUAAAUUUUUAAUUAAUCGCGCGGACGUCCUUGAGGCACUAAAUCGCAACAAACAUGAGACCGGUACUUCUAAAUUUUUACCUUCUACGUCGCGACCAAGCCCGCCAGCACCUAAUCACCAAAAUAAUAGUUACAACAAUAACAAAAUAAAAUCAUUUGCAGGUUUUUAUCAAAAAUCAAAGCCAAAUUUUCAACAAAAUCAUUAUACACCUGGUACUGCUGUAUGUAUAAUAUGUAGCGACAACCAUAGAAUAUACGAUUGCCCUACUUUUGCUGCUAAAAGUAUGAAAGACAAAUUAGCCGACGUCGCGAAUUACAAGUUGUGUGCCAACUGCCUUAGGCAAGGCCAUCCGGUCAAUGAGUGUCGUGGAGGUCCUUGUCGGGAUUGUAAACAGAGGCACAACAGCUUGCUUCACGAGCCUAGUUCGGGCAUAAUAAGUAAUGCUGCUACGGUCAGCAACACAUCAUCAGCGGUAAACUUUUUUGACUUAGACAAUAGCCGAGGGCUUUUGUCUACUGCAAUAAUCGAAGUGUGUAAUCCUAAAACAAAUCAAAAAGAAAGAGUACGAGCUUUCUUAGAUAACGGAAGUGAGCUCUCAUUUAUCAAAGAAUCGUUAAAAGAAAGAUUGUCAUUACAAUCGAAUCCUAUCGACUGCAUAAAUCUGAUAGGAGCCGGUAAUAAAUGUGUAGACAACAUUGUCGAAAGAUGUACUACGCAAAUUGAUUCACUAAAUAAUCCAUAUAAAGUUGCCUUAUCGUGCUUUGUGCUAAAGGAGCUAACAGGCAACAUACGUGAACGUCCAGUAGAUGUCCAAAGUCUACGGAUACCUAAACAUAUCCGGCUAGCGGAUCCCGAUUUUAACCAACCAGGCGAGGUCGAGAUUUUGAUCGGCGCGGACAUAUUCUGGGACAUCCUAGGUACCGAAAAGCGUUCUCUGGGUCCCUCUAUGCCUACACUACGAAAUUCUAAAUUGGGUUGGUUAAUAUGCGGACGAAUAAAUACUAAUACUAACAACCAAAAUAACAAAAAUCAAAAUACUAAAAAUCAAAAUACUAACGAUCAAAAUAACAAAAAUCAAAAUAAAAUUAAUUGUAAUCAUGCAAUUAUCACUAAAUCACAACAAAAUAUUGAAAAUAUGCUAACUAAAUUCUGGGAGACCGAAGAGGUUCCUAACAAAAAUAUUUUAAAUCAAAAUGAGCAGGAAUGUGAAGAUCAUUUCCUAACUAACACUAUACGACUAGAAAGCGGUAGAUUUUGCGUUAAAUUGCCGUUAACUGAAUCACCUGAAUGUCUUGGGGAUUCCUACAACUUAGCUAAAAGAAGAUUUUUAAAUUUGGAACGAAAAUUCAAGCGAAAUCCGACCUUGAAAUCCGAAUACACUACAUUCAUAAAUGAAUAUGCAGAGCUAGGCCAUCUGUCUGAGUCUAGCUUGCUCAAACCAAAUCCUAACUAUUUUUUGUGCCAUCAUGCUGUUUUUAAAAAUAGUGAAUCUACAUCUCUUCGCGUCGUGUACGACGCGUCAGCUGCUUCCUCCUCUGGCAAAUCACUCAAUGACAUUCUUUUGGUGGGGCCUAAUGUCCAGGACUCUCUCUUCUCCAUUCUAGUUAGAGCGCGACAAUACCGGUACAUUCUCUCUGGUGAUAUCGAGAAAAUGUACCGCCAGGUUCAAGUUCACGACGAUGACCGAAAUCUGCAAUUGAUAGUAUGGAGAGAAGAUGAGUCCAGCCCCCUUAAAACGCUGCGAUUGAAUACUCUCACUUACGGUACCGGAAGUGCGAGCUAUUUGAGCACGCGAUGUUUAUUUCAAGUCGGAGAGGAGCAGAGUGAUCAGCUCACCAAAACUAUAAUACAAAGAGAUUUCUAUGUUGAUGACCUGAUCACUGGAGCUAAUACUGAACACGAACUAAAAUAUAUACAAAAAUCUGUUUCUGAGGCACUAAAGACAGGAUGUUUUAAUUUAAGAAAAUACAAAAGUAACUUAUCAUCUUUGUUUGAAGAUUCUAACAUAAAUACACAAGAAAAUUUAAUCAUUAGUGAAUCAGCUAGCACUCUCGGGUUAGGAUGGAGCCCAGUUAAUGAUAAGUUAAGCUUUCCUGUAAAAGAUCCCAUUCCGAGUGAUGUCAUAACUAAAAGAUACAUUAUGUCAAACUCAUUUAAAAUUUUUGACCCACUAGGUUGUUUAAGUCUAUGCAUAAUUAAACCAAAAAUGCUUCUACAAAAAUUAUGGGAGCUCAAAAUAGAUUGGGACUUACCUGUUCCUGAUUUCAUUAAAAAGGAGUGGGAGAAAUUUGUCGAAAACUUACCAUUCAUACAAAAUCUCAAAAUAGAUAGGCGAGUUUUAUGUGAUUCACCAAAAUUGAUUGAAAUGCACGUUUUCAGUGACGCAUCACAGUCGGCCCUUGGUGCCUGUAUUUAUAUGAAGUCUGUGUCUGAAAACGGUGACGUCACUGUACGGCUGCUAUGCUCUAAAUCGAAAGUCGCCCAACUGUCGCCUACGACCAUGCCGAGGCAGGAGCUUGGUGCUGCGCUGCUGGCUGCCAGGCUCAGCAGGGCAGUCCUAGACUCUCUAAGAUACAAACCGGAUCGUGUCGUGCAUUGGUGCGACUCAAGUAUCGUGUUGUGCUGGUUGCUCAAUAAAUCUGCUAAACUAAAGGUAUUUGUAGCUAAUCGCAUAAAUGAAAUUUUAGAAAAGACUAAAGAAUCAACGUGGAGGUAUGUGCCUACCUCUGCAAAUCCAGCUGACUUAAUUUCGCGGGGAGUGGAUGCCUGCCAGCUUUCAAAGCUGGAUCUGUGGUGGUUUGGCCCCACAUUUUUAACUGAAGAUGAAUCCAAAUGGCCAAUUUUAAAUAAUCUUAAAAUUGAUGACUUGCCCGAAACUAAAUGUUAUGUUGUAAAUUUAGAAACUCCCAUCGUAGACUUCGAAAAAUAUUCUACACUAAAUAAAUUGCAAAGAACGUUUGCAUAUGUCAAAAGAAUGAUAUUUAAUCUAAAAAAUCCUAAAAAUAAGCGAGUAGGUGUCUUAACUGUUGACGAGUUGAAAGAAUCGUUUAACUUUCUCUGUUUAGUCGCUCAAAAACAAUCAUUCCAAGAUGAGAACGAGAUGCUUACUAAGUCUAAACCGUUGAGCUCUAAAUCUAAAAUACUAAAGCUUUCACCUUUUCUAGAUAACGAUAAGGUGAUUAGGGUUGGCGGUCGAAUCGAUGCAUCUGAUUAUCCGUAUGAAAAGAAGCACCAAAUUUUGCUUCACGCGUCUCAUCGAUUAUCGAAACUUAUAUUUGCUAAUGUGCACAUAAAAAAUAUGCACGCGCCUCCUCAAUUAUUGCUGUCCCUUGUUAAGGAAACUAUAUGGCCAAUAAAUGGAAGACGCCUUGCUCAGCGCACUGUAAACAAUUGCAUGCGAUGCAGGCGUGCUCGCGGUCAGACUCUGACCCCAAAAAUGGGUAAUCUCCCAGCUCAGAGAAUAAAUGCGGACUUUCCGUUUAUAUCAGUAGGUUUAGAUUUUGCGGGACCUUUUUACAUUUUAAGUAGAAAGGGUAGAGGUGCUAAAUUAAUAAAAUGCUAUUUAUGUCUGUUUGUGUGUUUACGCUAUAAAUGUUUACACUUAGAAGCGGUUAGUGAUCUAACAAAAAAUGCUUUCAUAAUGACUCUUAGGAGGUUCAUUGCGCGAAGAGGCAAGCCUGCGGAAAUAUUCUGUGACAAUGGUCGAAACUUCGUCUCCGCGGCUAAAGAAAUAGGUCAAUUUAUAAAAGCUAAUCAGGAACCUUUGUCUGAUUUUGCAAAUCAAGAAUACAUAAAGUUUAUAUUCACUCCAACUUACGCACCUCACUUCGGCGGUAUCUGGGAGGCCGGAGUAAAAUCCGCAAAGCACCAUAUAAAACGUGUAAUAGGCAAUAGUCAUUUGACAUUUGAGGAGAUAGGAACUUUAUUUGCGCAAGCGGAAGCUAUUCUUAACAGUCGUCCCUUGUGCCCCAUGUCUACGUCCCCUGACGACCUCCUUUCCCUCUCUCCAGGGCACUUCUUAAUCGGAAGACCACUGACUGCACUGCCGUCGCCUGCACUGGAGAACCGCCAGGAGAUGUCUCUUCAACGUUAUGCUAGGAUAGAAAAGAUACGCCAGCAUUUUUGGAAUAGAUGGCAGCGAGAAUAUAUAUGCGAAUUACAAGAGAGAACCAAAUGGAGAACAAACACUGCCAAACUCAAUGUGGGUGACUUGGUUCUGCUUCAUGAAGAAUACGUGCCGCCGCUAUGCUGGCGCCUUGGAAGAGUUACGCGCUUGUUCCCGGGAGCCGAUGGUGUUGCCAGGGUUGCAGACGUAACCACAACAAAAGGAUGCGUACGACGACCACUCGUUCGCCUCUGCCCGCUACCAUCACCGGAGGACUUGAAGUUUUGAAAGGCUGUUCCUUUCAACGAGGCGGGAAGAUGUUCAGAUCCCUGAAGCUGGACUACGAUUGAAGAUUCGUUGCCUUCAACUUUCGAUAGGCGCUUACAGCGCCGCCAUUAAUAAUUUUAUAUACCUACCCACCCCUUGCAUCAUUUCAUGU
This is a messenger RNA of Cydia strobilella, 5468 nucleotides long. RefSeq lists its product as uncharacterized. Gene Ontology annotation, molecular function: nucleic acid binding. The record is from RefSeq and is a predicted model, not a curated record. The transcript has a single exon. Lineage: Eukaryota; Metazoa; Arthropoda; Insecta; Lepidoptera; Tortricidae. Gene Ontology annotation, biological process: DNA integration. Bases 14 to 5317 code for a protein of 1767 amino acids.